CUCACGGAAUUUCGGAUCUUCGACAUCAAUUUUAAAUCUCCACACCUGAUAACAUUUUGCUCUUUGAUCUACACGAAUCGAUCAAUCAACCAUUUUCCAUUUCGUUUACCUUCUUUGGUGAAGACAAAUCGGUGUUGAUUUCGGGAUAUGAUCGUUCAAUUUCAUCGAACAAAGUAGAUUUGUAGGGAGAUUUAUACAUCAAAGAAAAAAAAACGUUAGCGAGUGAGAGAGAUUUGAAGGAGGGAAAAGUGAUGGAGAAUUAUUUGAAUCAGAAUUUCCACGCAGUGAAAGCGAAACAUUCUUCGGAAGAGGUAUUACAGAAAUGGAGAGGUCUGUGUCAUAUUGUCAAGAACCCUAAGCGACGAUUUCGUCACACAGCCAACAUCGUCAAGCGCAAUGAAGCUGCUGCUAUGCGGCGUACAAAUCAGGAGAAAUUGAGGAUUGCAGUUCUGGUGUCAAAAGCUGCAUUCCAGUUCAUACAAGGAGCACAAACCGGCGACUACAAGGUACCAGACGAUGUUAAAGCAGCUGGUUUCGACAUCUGUGCUGAUGAAGCCGGGGCUCUAGUCGAAGGCCACGACCAAAAAAAGCUGAAAUUCCAUGGCGGAGUAGAAGGUCUUGCAGAGAAACUCAAAACAUCAAUCACUAAUGGCCUUUCAGUCGACACCGAAGGGAUAGCACGUAGACAACAAGUCUUCGGAGUCAACAAGUUCGCUGAAUCCCCACAGCGAAGCUUCUGGGUAUUCGUAUGGGAAGCUCUUCAUGACAUGACUCUCAUGAUCCUCGCCAUGUGCGCUUUCGUUUCCUUAAUCGUCGGCAUAGCAACCGAAGGAUGGCCCAAAGGGGCCCACGAUGGGCUUGGAAUUGUCGCAAGUAUCUUACUUGUUGUUUUCGUCACUGCAACAAGCGAUUAUCGUCAAUCUCUACAGUUUCGAGAUCUUGAUAAAGAGAAAAAGAAGAUUUCGAUUCAAGUUACACGAAGUGGGUAUAGACAGAAACUCUCAAUUUACGAUUUACUCGCUGGUGAUAUCGUGCACCUCGCUAUAGGUGAUCAAGUCCCCGCAGAUGGUGUUUUUCUUUCGGGGUUUUCCGUCUCCAUUGAUGAAUCGAGCUUGACUGGAGAAAGUGAACCGGUGAUGAUCAGCGCCGAGAAUCCAUGGUUAAUGUCCGGGACUAAAGUUCAAGAUGGAUCAUGCAAAAUGCUUGUUACAACGGUCGGAAUGCGAACACAAUGGGGGAAAUUAAUGGCUACUUUAAGCGAAGGUGGCGACGAUGAAACGCCGUUACAAGUCAAACUCAACGGCGUCGCAACUGUCAUCGGAAAAAUCGGUCUUUUCUUCGCCAUCGUCACUUUUGCAGUUUUAGUACAAAAACUUCUCAACCGGAAAAUCUCAGAAGGAACCCAAUGGACUUGGAUCGCCGACGAUGCUUUGGAGUUGUUAGAAUAUUUUGCGAUCGCUGUCACGAUCGUCGUCGUUGCAGUCCCGGAAGGUCUCCCACUCGCUGUGACUUUAUCUCUAGCGUUCGCGAUGAAGAAGAUGAUGGACGACAAAGCACUCGUCCGCCACCUCGCCGCCUGCGAAACCAUGGGCUCCGCCACCAGUAUCUGCAGCGACAAAACUGGGACUUUAACCACUAAUCAUAUGACAGUUGUCAAAUCCUGUAUUUGUUUAAACGCAAAAGACGUAAAAAAAGAAGUAAAACACGGAAUUCCCGAUAAAGCGUUGAAGAUUUUACUCCAAUCGAUCUUCAACAACACCGGCGGCGAAGUCGUGAAUAACAAACAAGGGAAACGGGAGAUUCUCGGCACACCGACGGAGGCGGCGAUUUUGGAGUUUGGGCUGUCGUUAGGCGGCGAAUUCACGGCGGAGCGACAGGUGGGGAGUGUGUUGCGAGUGGAACCCUUUAAUUCUUCGAAGAAACGAAUGGGGGUGGUUUUGAAGCUUCCAGAAGGAACUAUUAGAGCACAUUGUAAAGGUGCUUCUGAGAUCAUAUUAGCGGCGUGUGAUAAAGUCGUUAACGCUAACGGCGAUGUGAUUCCGUUAAAUGAAGGUUCAUUGAAAUAUUUGAAUGGGACGAUUGAUGAAUUUGCUAGUGAAGCUUUGAGGACUUUGUGUUUGGCGUAUAUUGAUUUGGAUAAGAAUGUGAAUAGUGAGACUCCGAUUCCAUCUAACGGGUAUACUUGUAUUGGAAUUGUGGGGAUUAAAGAUCCUGUCCGUCCAGGUGUCAAGGAAUCAGUGGCGCUUUGUAGAUCAGCUGGGAUUACUGUGAGGAUGGUUACAGGGGAUAAUAUUAAUACUGCAAAAGCUAUUGCUAAAGAAUGUGGGAUACUUGGGGAAGGUGGUGUUGCUAUUGAAGGCCCAGAUUUUCGUGAGAAGAGUCUUGAGGAAUUAAAUGAUCUUGUUCCUAAGAUUCAGGUGAUGGCUAGGUCUUCACCUCUUGAUAAACAUACACUGGUGAAACAUUUACGGACGACAUUUGGGGAGGUUGUAGCUGUUACAGGUGAUGGAACGAAUGAUGCACCCGCACUUCAUGAGGCUGAUAUUGGGCUUGCAAUGGGAAUUGCCGGAACUGAGGUAGCGAAAGAGAGUGCAGAUGUUAUAAUUUUGGAUGAUAAUUUCUCGACAAUCGUGACCGUUGCAAAAUGGGGGCGAUCAGUGUACGUUAACAUUCAAAAAUUCGUACAGUUUCAACUAACCGUCAACAUUGUUGCUCUAUUGGUCAACUUCACCUCAGCUUGUAUGACAGGGAGCACACCACUGACAGCUGUCCAGCUGUUAUGGGUGAACAUGAUAAUGGACACAUUGGGAGCACUGGCGCUAGCGACGGAGCCACCAAAUGAUGAGCUCAUGAAGCGAAUUCCGGUCGGCCGAUCAGGCAAUUUCAUCAGCAACGUGAUGUGGAGAAACAUCUUCGGGCAGUCUACGUAUCAAUUCGUUAUCAUUUGGCUUCUUCAAUCAAGAGGAAAAGAAUUCUAUGGACUUUAUGGAUCCAAUUCCGAUUUAAUCCUCAAUACCCUAAUUUUCAACUCCUUCGUCUUCUGUCAGUUGUUUAAUGAGGUGAAUUCGAGGGAAAUGGAGAAGGUGAAUGUGUUGAAUGGGAUAUUUAGUAAUAACGUGUUUAUGAGUGUUCUUGGAGCGACUGCGGUGUUCCAGGUGAUAAUAAUUGAGUUUCUGGGGACGUUUGCAAAUACGACGCCGUUGACAAUGAAGCAAUGGUAUUAUAGUGUUUUGACUGGGUUUUUGAGCAUGCCGAUUGCUGUGGUGUUGAAGAUGAUUCCUAUUUGAGUGUGUGUGUUUGCAUGAAGUGAUGGUGAAAGGUGGUUUGGUUAGGAUUAGAACAUUAUUUAAAUUUAUUAAUUCAUAUGACUGUAGUUGCUGAAUAUUUAUUUCACGUUUCAAACAUGGA
Messenger RNA from Lactuca virosa, 3408 nucleotides. Lineage: Eukaryota; Viridiplantae; Streptophyta; Magnoliopsida; Asterales; Asteraceae. The record is from the annotation of a GenBank genome assembly.